GUUCAAGUACAUAUUAGGCUUACAGUAUAUAAUUAUUAUGAUAUAUUUAAGUUGCAGUAUAUAUUUAAUAUCUCUUUCUUCUUGUUUUAUCUAAGCUUUCACAUGAAUGCAUUGUUUAGUGGUUUGUAUGGCAUGCUUAUCUAUUUGUUUGCAAUUGUGCUACUUACUGCCGAGGUGGCCCAGCAAAUGGAAACUAAGUUAUUAACAGCCGAGACGUAUAACAUCUACACCAUUGUCGUAUACAUUGUUGCCAUCGCGUGGAUAGUUGGCGAUAUCAUCUACUUAAAGGUAAACAAAUUGUUACCUGUUGGAAAAGAGAUGAGUAUGGCCAGUAGUCUUCAUGUUAAAGGUGGAAUCGUGACGUUUGGUUUUACGAGCAUUUUGAUGUCCACCAUCGACAUAUGGUUGACGACACUUGAAACAUAUGAGGAUAUAUUAUAUGAAAUUGGAAACGGAAUGAGAAUAAUUUUUUUCUUUGCCGAGAUGAUUUACCUGAUAAAUUUCUCAAACGUGUGCGUUACAAGAUGGAGUGGGUUAAGACGAUUUGGACUCAUGCAUGUUAUGGUCACUAAUUUUAAAGAUAUGACAGUAAACGUUAUCAUUGACUGUGGUGGACUUGAUGAAAUUCCGAGCACUAACGAUGUCACAA
This is a messenger RNA of Anneissia japonica, 649 nucleotides long. RefSeq lists its product as uncharacterized. Gene Ontology annotation, biological process: proton transmembrane transport. NCBI's taxonomy places the organism in Eukaryota, Metazoa, Echinodermata, Crinoidea, Comatulida, Comatulidae. The transcript is spliced from 3 exons. The record is from RefSeq and is a predicted model, not a curated record. Gene Ontology annotation, molecular function: proton channel activity. The annotation marks the transcript as partial. Gene Ontology annotation, cellular component: membrane.